Molecule: messenger RNA, 5412 nt
Organism: Fusarium verticillioides 7600
Lineage: Eukaryota; Fungi; Ascomycota; Sordariomycetes; Hypocreales; Nectriaceae
Exons: 5
Coding region: 3174-4172 (332 amino acids)
Cellular component (GO): membrane
Molecular function (GO): palmitoyl-(protein) hydrolase activity
Source: RefSeq, a predicted model, not a curated record
CUGCCUUUUGAUAAGAGUUAUGCGCUGUUCAGGUUGCUUUCCGGUCCAUGGUCGAAGGACAUCAUCCUCCUCCUCUGGUAGCAUGGCUCACAGCUAGGUACUGGUCCAUGCUCGUGGUCUGCAUGCGAAAGUAAUCCAAUGACUGUGAGAUACGUGCUCAGCUCAGAGCUGCUUUGCUUCUUGCUUCGACACCCCCAAAAGGAAUACAAAUUCCAUGUUAGUGUGCAAUGACAAAACUAGGUCCAGGGCCGUAGAUUCCGUGGCCCCUUGCAUAAAACUCUCCUCUUAGUUGGCAUGUUUGCUUGUAUUAUUGAUCGUUCACCUAUGAACUAUCCCGCCAUGCCCACGAGGUUAUCAUGCCGCUACCCGUCAUCUGGCGACAGCAUCUUACCCCACCAAGCAAGAUAGGUACGGCACGACAGGAUAGCUGCCAGGUAUUGGCGGGGGCUUUGGUUUGUCUAUGGAUGUCAUACAACGAGUUUCACUGUCCCUCCAGUUCAACCUCGCUCGCCUCAUAUUCAUCUUGUGUGGGCUCAGCACAAUGCGCCUUCAUUUCAAAAGUGUCUCGUGGUCUGGUUAGCUCACCAGGCUAUGCCUCUAAUUAUCUAGCUGAUGGCACAAAGAGGCUAAACCACCGCGACGGUGGGCGCAGAAAGCCAAGAUGAGGCUUGUCUCAGGGGGUAUCCCUGAUCAACAUAACUGCUACAGUCUACUCUGCACAAGCAGAGUAUCAUACGAAGCUGAGGAAUGGAGACCCAGUCAGGCUACGGGGAAGAACAUUUGAAAAACAUCCAAGGGCCGAGACCAAAGGGACGAUUCGUAUAAAUUCCCUUAACCGCAUUCCUCAGUUUUAUCCCGAGAAAUAAGGAUAAUUAUCUCUUCGAAAGACAAUGUCCUAGACACUCGUGGACUGGCAGGAAGAUACCCCCACACAGAGCUUGGGAAGAGGGCCGUCACAGAGGAUGAGAUAUGGUUUCAUCGACGAAGAAAAACAACUCCCUUCUGCCACAGUUUGAUAGCCAGUGACACAUCACAUCACAUCCCGUCACAUCCCAUCGCAGAAGCUAGGGAGAUGAUUACCAGCGUCUCGGACCUGGCUACUGAAUGGGCUUAUGCAGGCCAUAGAUAUGGUCGAUCGUUAGCCAGGAACCAGAUUGUGAUAAUGUCUGUCGCUCUGGUAUCACAUUUGUGAAGCACCCAGAUGUCAGUUCAUCUUGACUCUUCAUCAACAUGCAUCUAGUUGCACAGCACAAGCUUCCCUGAUUCGGCAACCUUGGGGAUAUGAGCUACGUACGUACCUAUUCUGUAGUACGGGCGGUAUGUCAAGAUCUUCCCGGAUCAACAACUGGCGAGAUUGAAGCCCGCUCUUUAUUGUUUGUUAACAUGAUGAUGUUGUUGGUCCGUGACGACGUGUUGGUCAGCAGACUUAAGGACCUUGAUCCUAAAUGACAGAAAUAGUCAGAUGAGUUUAGGGCCAUUUGGACCAUCUUCGGACCAUUCAGGAUAAACUUAGGAUAUUCUUUGCUUAGUUAUUUUACGCACCCUCAUCAAAGGUCUUACUGGUAGAAGCUCUUUCGUUUCUUCCUGCAAGCUUCCUAGCGUGGUUAAGUCGGUUAUGGUGUACAGACGUUGAGCUCAUUUCCACCGUCGCGUCCGUACCCUGGUUGGUUGUCAUGUGGUUCAUCUUUAACGAGAACAACAGGAGGCUGUGGUGAUGAAAACCGUUUGACAGCUGACUAAAACUCAUCAAUCUCUUCAUGCACCUGUGUGAUGGCAUACUGUAUAUUAACUAUAGCGCCCCCUUGAUCUCCUUGUCUCUGCUGAUCUGUCUGUUUCGUCGUGUGUAUCAGCUUCAUUGGUGAGCGUAAGCUAGGAGGCUUCGGGUACCUGAAAGUCGCCCGCCGCAGAGGUAGAGCCUCCGCUAAAUUAGCGUUGACCGUUACCUGUGCUGCGCCCAUGAGAGGAGUAUCUUCAUUUACCUUUCUCUCCACCUCAUCGAGCUGAGAUCGCUCUGUGCCCCACCAUUGACCUUACAUGGAAUAUCCAUCUCACCUCCAGAGUCCCGAAGUUAUCGAUAUUGGCUGGAUUGGUUCCUGUCUAGACAUGGAUGAUGACUUCUAGGCAGAUCUAUUGUUGAGGUGCUAGUUGAUAAGUAUUACAACUGUUGCUGGAUUCAGAGCCUGAGGAUUCGGCCCAGUCAUUCGCUUUCUCAACGUAUCUUUCUUUAGUUAAUCUUCAUGGCUUCACUUCUAUUUCUCCUCAUGACACCUACCUCGACCAAUACCAAAUACCACUCCUUAUCAGACUUUUGUUCCCUUGGGUAUUUUUGGGGCACUUGCACCUUGUUCUACCAUACUUGAGCAUCGUCCCAUUCUAUUUGUGCUUCCACGUCUCUUGCCAACCUCGGUAUCAUCCCAAAGAAGGCCUUUCGACCCAUGUCAUCCUCGUGCGUGGUACUUCCAUAAGUGGGAUCGCCGCCGAAGACAAUCCCCAAGGAGCAAGAAAACUUCUGGCCUUAGAUCAAAGGUGUCACAAAUAACCUGAGCAAAGUUUCACCAAAGUCUAUACUAGACUUGUCUAAUUCUUUCUGUCACCCUUGGGGGUACUUGGAAAGUGGUCCUAGGCUUUCUUGCUUCACUUGACGGUCGCCAGGGGCAGCUUCAACAAAUUCAGUUCAGCUUGUUGCUUUUAGGUCUAGAGAUCGAGGAGGCACACGCAAUAUUUACCUAGUACCUUACUUACUUCCCAUACGGUGAUUAAGUAUAGGUCUAGGUGGUUUGGCAACUCCUGUCACGGUGUCACCUCUUCCUUCCUGCCUUCGCCCCCCUCAGCAAACCCCGAGCAAUACUUCCAAUAUCUUGGGUGCAUAACAGGGCCUUAAUAAACUCAACAUCUUAUCAUCAGACAGCUUCGAUUACUCAGUACUUUUUCUUGGGGCAGUCACCGUCUUUUCGACCCUCGAAGUUCGCGACCGCCUACGAUCUAUACGAACGGAUACCAUAUGCCCCUUGUUGCAGUCUCCGGCCUGUCUCCAGUCUCCGCCGUCAAUCACUGUCGGGGGUUCCAUCUCCCCAAAAAGUCCAUCUCACUCUGGGUUGAUAGGUAGACAGACAUACACGGUCUACCUUCACCUGCACUGCAUCUGCAUCUGCAUCUGCAGCCAUAUUGUUGUAAUGCCCAGCAAACCGACCAAAGCAACCAUGUCCAGCUCCAACUCUCCCACAUCUCAAUCCUCCAACAGCUACGUCGAGCAGACCGUCUCGGUAUUGAGCUCGGUCGCCAGCUAUAUGCGUCUGCCCGCGCUGGCUUCAACGGGUCUCGCCGCCGUCCUCACAUCAUUACUUUACUUUAAACAAAAGGCUCUCAUUUACCCGAGCAACAUUCCCGCAAAUUCUCGCUCAGACGUUCCCAAGCCUUCAGACUUUGGCAUCUCAAAUUUCGAAGAACUUUACAUCCCAACCGACGAUGGCGAGAAGCUCUCAGCCUUCUACAUCCGUGGCCCUCGCGGCCACAAGAACUCAAACAUCACCAUCUUGAUGUUUCAUGGCAAUGCUGGCAACAUCGGCCAUCGGUUACCUAUCGCUCGGAUGAUCAUAAACUACAUUGGUUGCAACGUUUUUAUGCUCGAGUAUAGAGGCUACGGUUCCUCAACAGGCCAGCCCGACGAGUCGGGUCUCAAUGUUGACGCGCAGACUGGGCUCAACUAUCUGCGGCAGCGGGCCGAGACACGCGAUCACAAGCUCAUGGUUUACGGUCAGAGUCUGGGCGGUGCCGUCGCUAUCAAGCUUGUCUCCAAGAACCAGGAAGCGGGUGAUAUCGCUGGUCUGAUCUUGGAGAACACCUUCCUCUCCAUCCGAAAGCUGAUCCCUUCCGUUGUGCCCCCUGCCAAAUACCUUACCCUGCUAUGCCACCAAGUCUGGCCCAGUGAGUCGGUUCUCCCCAACAUCACAAAGGUGCCCACGCUUUUCAUCAGUGGCUUGCAGGAUGAGAUUGUUCCGCCAAAACACAUGAAACAGCUGUAUGACCUCUCCGCCGCACCUACCAAGCGAUGGAAGCCUCUUCCGGGUGGUGAUCAUAACUCAAGCGUCCUGGAAGAAGGUUACUUUGAAGCCAUGUCAGAUUUCAUCGCUGAGGUAACGGGUGAUACACCACAAGAAAAGACACGUUUGUAGAGACUGGGUAUAUCUCGUUUAAUGUUCCAUUAUGCAUGCAUAGCCUUGGUGAAGGAAGGAAAACGCACUGACAGCAUCACACUCACGAUUGACGACACCUCCUUUUUGUAUUACCACACCUCUUCGUACACUUUCUUUGCUAGUCCAUAUUUACGUACACGCUCAACGCUCAACGCUCGCGAAUAGCGGACUCGCAAACCUCGAACUAGAAAAGAAACUUGGCAUUGAUGAGACAUUCAUAAACUACUUUUGAGUUUGUUUGCUUGCGCUUGUGGUGGCCUUGGUGGGGGCACCUUGAGCCUCGUGAUCCCUCCCAACUCGAUGUUCGCGUGAUACGAAAAAAUGAAUAGUUGGUGUCACAUCAAUGUCUUAUAUGCAAUCCUUUGGGUGUCGAGCAAGAAAAUAUCAGACCUUCAUGCAGGUUAUCAAAAUAAACUCAACAAAGGGUAUCCUAACGUUACACUAAACUUGGGCUAAAGUUACAGUAUCCUAAAGUUAUCCUAAAGUUAUACCAAGUUACCUAAGUCGUUUUGUCAUUUAGGAUCGAGUUUCUAAGUUUUCUUUCCUCCCUAGGGUGCAAGAAAAUUUCUGUCAUUUAAUGAGGGCGAUCAAAUGGAGGGUGUUGAGCAGGAUAAUGCUGAGACCACAGUCCUCAGACGAAAGAUGCCGAGGAGAAAUGUAUUGAUGCGAAGAUGGCUGAUGCUGGGCUGCUACAUGAGCCAAGCUGAAUAGGUAGGAUGUCGCCGAUACUCUUGUCAGUUUGUAUGGAUGUUCCAAACUGCUCUCCUGCUAAUGUUUGCUCUGCUUUAACCUUCUCUACAGCCAGCAUCAUGGUAUUGAUAGCUAUGUUACAGACAUGAGAGAAAAGAUAGUUUCUUUAACUACAAUCACGACAGAUGCCAGCCUGAAUUGUCGUUCUAUGCAGGCGUCUGGUUAUCUCGACUUGUUUUGGUACAUCAUCCUCCGGUCUCUCGUGUAAGCUGGAGCAAGUGUGGACGAUGACAACUUUGUCACAUCACCACAGAAAAGUGCUAUAGACAUAUAAUGCAGCAUGUUCAAGUCCAUUGAUGAACUGCCUAGCCUCCGAUAUCUUCAGCCUGUCAAUGCUAUCUCCCUUCUCUCAUCGUGUAGGCAAUGAUCAUAACUUCGGCAGUCUGAUGAAAUGUUUUGCGUCUGUCUGCGGUCCAUUCAUCACGUCUCUCAAAUAUCCCCUUUGUCGUAUAUUCGAGUUGGCUAGCAG